Messenger RNA from Zingiber officinale, 482 nucleotides. RefSeq lists its product as uncharacterized. Bases 52 to 450 code for a protein of 132 amino acids. The transcript is spliced from 2 exons. Lineage: Eukaryota; Viridiplantae; Streptophyta; Magnoliopsida; Zingiberales; Zingiberaceae. The record is from RefSeq and is a predicted model, not a curated record.
GACGGCGAGAAGGAGACUUUUUCGAAGAAGUCGCGCCACUGCGAAGCCGAGAUGCCCCUUACUGAUUCUGAGGAAGACUCUUUCCUCUUUCCCGUGAAGGAGAUCGUCCAGUACCCUCUUCUGGGAUACGUCGCUCCCUCUUCCAUCAGCUUCAGCCCCGAUGGGCGCUUGAUCUCCUAUCUCUUCAACCCCGAUGGUACCCUCCACCGUAAAGUCUUCGCCUUUGAAGUUGCCUCACAGCGGCAGGAGCUUGUGAUUUGCCCGCCUGAUGGAGGCGGCCUUGAUGAGAGUAAUCUCUCGGCUGAAGAGAAGCUGAGGCGAGAGAGGUCAAGGGAGAGGGGAUUGGGAGUCACGAGGUACGAGUGGAAAUCGAGGUCGACGUCCUCUUCUUGCUCCACUCCAGGGAAGCCCACUAUCAUGGUGCCAUUGCCAAAUGGGGUAUAUUUCUAGGAAAUAUCAUGCUUAGAGCCAGAGCUCAAGCU